Paramecium octaurelia is the source of this 1046-nucleotide messenger RNA. The record is from the annotation of a GenBank genome assembly. Lineage: Eukaryota; Ciliophora; Oligohymenophorea; Peniculida; Parameciidae.
AUGAAUUAUCAAACCAAAUUUUUACUUAAAAAAGGAGUGUUAGCAUAGCCAAAAUGUUUAAGAACUUAAUCUAUAUUAAGUGAUAUUACCAAUUAUUAGUCACAAAACGAUUAAAACAUAAAAAAUAAAAGAAGGAAUGCCAUUGUACCUGUAAUUUGUUAAGUUGAUGAAAAAAUUGAUAGAAAAUUGUGCUCAAAACCAACUAACGAAUACCAAUAUGAGGAUAAAUAUAUAUAUGAUGAAGAAAUAUAAGAAAAGGAAUAUAAAGAAGAUAUAAAUGUAAAUACUUUUCUAUAACAAGUACAAGAGAAUAAACCAUCUAGACUUUCAUAAUUUUAAUUAAGAUUAGCUUCAAUAGUUAAUAGAUUGGAUGAUAACAAAUGUCAAACGUUAUUAAAAAAUGAGCUAUUAAACCCUGUUUCAUUGUGUUGAAUUACUAGAUACUUUUUUAUGCAAUACUAAAGGAUUCAUAGCUGACGAUCUAUAACUUAUUGGUAGUUGUUGUAUCUAUCUAUCAUCAAAAUUUCAUGAUAUAUACCCUAUUUGUGUUGAAGAUAUUAUAAUUGAUGUACUUAAAAUUAAUAAAUUAGAUUUGUUAAGAAAACUAUACUAUUCAUGAAUUUUUAUCAAUGGAAUACACAAUAUGUAGAAAACUGCAAUAUAAUAUGUAUUUUCAAACACCUUUUGAAUAUUUUGAAAAAAUAUUUUUCCAUCUUAAACCUUUUUUGUCAUAAUUUUAUUAAGAUUGCGAAAUAAAGUAUAUGAAACAAAAUGCUUUAGAGCUUCUCUAAUAUUCCAUUAUUGCUUAUGAGUUUCGAAAUAUUACUCAUUAUAAUAAAGCAAUAGCUUGUAUCUAUGAAGUCAUCAAAAUGUCUGAUAAAAUACUUGUAUUUUUUAUUUUAUUUAAUUAGACCUAAAACUUAUUAGAACUGUUAAAUCAUUUAGAACUAAAUUUCAAUUGCAUUCAACUCAAUGCUGCAGAUAUUAAAAAAUACCAGAAUUUGAAUAAAGAACGCUAUCAAUGUGUAAAUAAUUACUUUUAUUGA